Molecule: messenger RNA, 5214 nt
Organism: Leptidea sinapis
Lineage: Eukaryota; Metazoa; Arthropoda; Insecta; Lepidoptera; Pieridae
Exons: 5
Coding region: 301-3117 (938 amino acids)
Biological process (GO): DNA damage response; cell population proliferation; positive regulation of protein phosphorylation
Cellular component (GO): nucleus
Source: RefSeq, a predicted model, not a curated record
ACGGGGUGGAAAACUGAAGUGCGUUUUAUCAGUUUUAUUAUAAAUAAUCAGUGCGGAGUGCUUCAGGAAUAAAUUAUUUUAUUAUCUGUUUAUGAAAUUACCUAAUACCUAUUAAUAAACAAGAAAAUAAUAAUUUGGUUUAAGAGUGCACAACGUGUUUUUGUAAGAAAAUUAUAACAGCUAAUAUUUUGUAUCAUGUACUGAUUAAUAAAAUAUAGUAUUGAUUGUCGGCUAAGAUUAUAAAUUAUAUAAUAAGAAUAAUAUGUUAAUUUUGGCUUAAUUAAAACUAUCUACUUCAACAUGGAAAUUGUGAACAAAAUCAAAUUAAUGUUUGCCAAGAUUGCAGAAGCUGAUUACGUGAUGAAUAAUUAUUAUGUUGAAAACUUAUUUACUAAAUUAAGUAAUGAUGAUCCAGAAGUGUUAUACCUAAAAUCAUUACCAGCACUUACGGAUUUGUUGCUAGAAGCACUUAACAGCAAAAAUACCUACCACAGUACAGUGAAAGUAUUUCUUGUUAAGUUGCUAGCCUUUCUGUCGCAAAGCGAAAUUAAUUUCACUAAAAUCAACACCAAAAUAGGUUGUGAUCUAACAGAAGCAUUUAACCAAAUAAAUGCUACAGAAAUUAAUCCAAGCUUAAGAGUUGCAUACAUGGAAGUGGCAUUAGCUCUCCUCCAGCAUAAUUCAGGUGUUCACUGGUUGCUUGAAUCAGGUGCAUGGCGAAAUAUUCUCACACUCUGUUAUGAGAAGCGUACAGUUUUCACACUAAGGCAGACUUACAGAUAUGUCUCGUUGUUUGUUUGGAAACUAAAGGACUUAGACAACGACGCUGGCGUCAAGAGUGUUCUAGAAUUUAUUCUGAGGCCUAUGUCAGAAACAGAUUUAAUUCGGAAAGAAACAAUAAGUAGCGAAGAGGAGGAUGAAAUAUGUAAAACUUUUGAACCAAUGUUACAAAUGUUAUUAAGUGUUAUUAGUAAUGAAGAACAAAUUAGAUCGCCUAACUGUAUCGUUCACUACUUAUUAAAUGAAUUCAAAGUGAUGACAUAUUUAUAUGUGAUCUUAGACCGACUGAGACGAGAGGAUAUUUGGAUUAUGACAACGAAACUGUUAUUCUGGUUGGUAAUUAGCAAGAUUUUUUUGAUAAAACCGAUGACUCCACAUACGAAAUACGAAAAAGAAGAUCUAAUGGAGGUGAUCGUGACAUAUUUUAAUACUAUAAACAAAAUAAUACAACGCCGAUACGUAACACUAGUGUUUGAUUACAGCAAUGCGUGUAACUUAAUAUGGGGACGCGUCUGGGUAGACCAGACUCUCGAGCCUUUGGUUUGUAACUACAAUGAUAAAGUAAGGAAACGACAACUUCAUAUGCAAUUGCUGACGAUAAAUCUCGUUCCGUGUCUAGUGUUUGUUACGAUUGGAAGAAAAAGUCCAAUGAGUGGAGGAAGCAUUGAUCGAGUGAAUGAGUUUAUCCUCGAGCUGAUGCAGUUGAGCUGCGAGCAUACGGCGCGUACGGUAUACGCGUUGCGUGAUCUGAUGCAUCAGCUAGAUAUUCCAUCUGUAACCCUGCAAAGUGUAAGGCGGCUGACAUGUUUGAAGAAUCAUUUGAAUAACGAGCAAGCUAAUUUGGUAUUUCAGACGAUGUUCUAUGUGCUAAAGGAGUUUGAUCCGAUCGAUGAGUACGGUGAAACGAAGCCUGGUCAAACCUAUGAAGACGAUCAUGACAGAUUUUCUGUACUGGCUUAUGUUAUGGAUACGCUGCUAUAUCUGGUCAACAAUUACAAUAUAAAUUGGCAUGACACUGUGGAAGUGGUAUGUCUACAUACUGUUGUGUGCAAUAUUCUGAAGAAACCCAAUUUGACUUGUAAGUUCAUAGUGAUCGCGCUCAGCAUGCUCUCCACCACCGUGAAGAAGUUCCUGCACCCGAACCUGUCGCUCCUGUUGGACACCAAGCCCGGCUCCAGCCUGCACGUCAUCGGGAAGCUCAUGUAUCUCAAGAUGCACGACCUCAACUGGGAGAUCAGGGACAGUGCGCUCGAGCUGUUGCUAGUCUGUACUGAGAUCUCCUUUAUAAAAUUCCCAUCGCUACAGAAGCAGAUCCUCUCGAAUAAUCUGAUAAACGUGGCGAUGUCUAUGGCGCUCAACGACCACGAGUACUACGUGAGGGUGUCCGCGCUCCGCUGUGUCGGAGCCGCCAGCAAGGUGGCCGCGCUCUGGGUGCAGCUGCAGGCAGAGUAUCCGAACGUACAGGACUUGCUGAUAUCUAUAUUAAGAAAUAACCAAGAAGGUAUCGUCCGGAAAGAAGCCUGCAACGUCCUCUGCGACAUUUAUCAGAACAUUAAACAUCCACCGAGUCAACAAUCUGUUCUCUACGAACAUUUAGUGGCGGCGUCUCUUGAUGACUUCCAUUGGGAGGUCCAACUGAGCGCGCUCAAAUUCUGGAAGUGUGUCAUCCAAUCAUUCCUAAGAGAGCAGGGAAUGUUGGAUGGAAAGUUUCCCCGAGUGACGUUUUCAAAAGAAUCACGAAAAAUUGUCACCUUAACGGACAAAGAAUUACAGAAGAGAUUGACUAAGACACUUGAUGAAUUAGCUUCUAUCGGUUGCCUCACUGUACUGGUUAAACUUCUGCAUGACGAUUCAGAGCUCGAAGUUAUGGAUCUAGCUUUAAGUAUAUCUACAGAACUAUUUAAUACUCUUGAGAGGUAUAAAGUACCUGGAAGCUUACGACCAAAUGAACAAGACCCAGCUAGUAUAGAUGAAUUGUUUAAACAGAAAAAUCAAGAUCAAAUGGAGCUAGACCGUUGUAAGGUUGAAAGUAUAGGAGAUCCAGAAAAUAUUAUAGAAGGCAUUCUGGGUUCAGAUGAUAUGAGUUUACUAGCAGAUAUGUAUCAGAAACAUAUGAAUAUAGAAAACGUAGAAGCAGGUACGGAAGUUAACAAAAAAAUAUUUAAAAUUGCGUCUCCAUAUAUAUUCGUAACGUUUAUGAGACAGAAUGAUUUCAAACGUGUUAUUGAGCAGAAAAGAAACUGGAGGGAUGGUAUACGAAGUGUAUCAUCCUUGUUAGAUGAUAUAUUAGGUAUAUAUGAAGUAAAUAGUGAGGCUAAUGACUUAGAUUGUUAUUGAGAUAAAAAAUACAGAAGAGAUUGAGUUAAGAAUUACAGAAUAACAAUUAGUUCAAUGUGUACCUAAUGAUGUAGGUAUUAAAGUAUUGUUAGCGAAGCAGGGACGGAUUGUGUUAUCUGCUCCAAUAAGAUAUUUUAUAACGUUAUUGUUUGUUGGAUUUUUAUUAAUUAUAGGUACUUUUAGAUUUUCUAGUAUUAGAAGUACGGCCAUACAAUAAGGUGUAAGUCAGAUCACACAGCGCUAUCAACCUACAUUUAUAUUCACCUAGAAAAUGCCUCUCUUUCUAUCGCGUAACGUCGUACGCUACCUAUAUAAUGUCAACUUAUAAAAAUAUCUUAGUUUUUUCUAUAAAAUAAAUAGGUAUGUAAUCGUAAUUUUAUAUAUAUUAAUGUAUGUGUUGGAAGACCACGACAUUCAAUAUUGUUCAUUUUUCCUUUAAAAUGUAGGAAAUAUUGAAAUAGUUAGGUACAACAAACUCAGCGGGCUUUCUUUCUUAAAACAAUAUGGUUACAAAGUAAUGUCGUACCAAUAAAACUACGGCCGCUCCGUUCCCAAUCUGGUAUCAUUAAGAAAGUCAUUUAUGUUAUAGUGACCUUUACCACACAAACGUUUUUUUAACAAUUCUUGUGAAUUUCGUAAUACUUUUGUUGUAAAAGUAUAUACAUCGCCCCACAAAAAACUUACUAACUCCACUUAUCCGAGUAGUCGGCAUUAUAAGUUUAUGUCUGUUCCUGGUGUUAACAUUAUGAUUAUGUGCCUAUGUACAUACAUUACGUUAUCAAGAAUAUAUUGAGAUGCAACAGUCAAGAUGAAUCUUUAAAUUUUGCUCUCAAUGAUUAUUUAGGACCAAACACAAAUAUUGUAUUAAUAUCGGCAACGUCGCCCCAUAGUCAUAUAUCAUAGGGCAUAAUACUAUGGAAAUAAAUGAAUUACAUUCGUCGCGACGUAUCUAUGUCAGUUUAUACAUUCAGUCCAUUUAACAAAACACUUGCAUCUACAUUUUUGACAUUUGGUACGGUAAAUUUUAUAUACUUCGUUUUCUUGCUAUUAAAAUAGGUUAUUAGCGCUAAACCAGUACACGAAUGUUAAAUAGAAUAUAGCUCACUUCAUAACUCGUCAUAUAUAACUUCUUUUCACUUUGAAUAUCAGUAAAGUGCUGUCCGUACUCAAUACUAUCUUAUGUUUUAUUUCUAUAAGAUCAUAAGAGGAAAGGUCGUCCAAGAAAAGAUCCUUGUGGUAUUCCCAAUUUUCCAGAAGAAGCCACUCAGCAACACUGGUGGAGGAGACAAGUGUUUGAGAUAGAAACAGGAAUAUCAGAAAAAAUAAGUCAAAAGCAGAAGCAACUUCCUGCUGAGAUUGAAUUACUCUAUUGUUUAUUGAUACCUAGAUUUUAUUCAAUGUUGCGGUCUUUCAUUCUUCCAGAUUCCCAGUUAAUAACAUUCCAUUCAAGUCAUCUUUAUUUUAUUUAGUGCAUCUAUAUUUAAAUAAGUAUAAACUUUUUUAAAUAAUUAAGAGUAUUUUUUAACUUCAAUGAUAUUACAGUAUUUAAAGAGGAAGAUGCAUCAUGAUUACAUAACAUGGUACUUGAACGGUUAGCUCAGUUGGUUAGAGUACCGGCACGGAACGCCGGAGGUCGUGGGUUCGAAUCCCGCAUCGGUCAUAUAUUUUGUUUUUCAAAUUUUAUUUGUGUAUUAAUCCUAGAAGUGAGGGUUAUCACUUUAAAAACAACAUAUUGUUUAGAUUUAAAAGAGCGACAUCUCACGCCAAUUUCCUAAUAUGCAAAUAUUGGGGUCGAGCAGGUUAUCAACUGUAAAGUAGAUCCUGUAGAUGAAGCCACAACCUGAGAAUUGAACAAAGCAAACAGAAUUUUAUAACGAGGCGGUACUUGAACGGUUAGCUCAGUUGGUUAGAGCUCCGGCACGGAACGCCGGAGGUGGUGGGUUCGAAUCCCGCAUCGUUCAUAAAAUUUUGUUUAACAAAUUUUAUUUGUGUAUUAAUCCUAGAAGUGAGGGUUAUCACUUUAAAAACAUAACAUAUUGUUUAUAUAACAUAUCAUACAUAUCAAUGGGAUUGAUAUUAUAAUUGAAUAAAUCAAAA